UGCGUGGUGCAUUGUGGUAUUGGAACAGUUGGAGGUUCAGUCUCGUGCAGCAGUUGUAGAGCAUCAGAGCAGCAGAGGAGCGACACGAGAUUGAGCAGCGGCUGAGAAUCAUUGAGGCUGAGCGACGGCAGAGCGACGGCAGAGUGGCGGCUGGUGGACAUGUCUGUCUUGACGCAGCUGGGUCUGCUGCUGUGGAAGAAUUUUACGUACAGACGACGACAGACGCCUCAGCUCCUGGUGGAGAUCGUCUGGCCGCUCUUCAUCUUCUUCAUCCUCAUCGCUGUGAGGCUCAACUACCCGCCGUACGAACAACAUGAGUGUCAUUUUCCCAACAAGGCGAUGCCGUCAGCUGGCACGCUGCCCUGGCUCCAGGGAAUCCUCUGCAACGCCAACAACCCGUGUUUCAGACACCUGACGCCAGGCGAGUCUCCAGGUGUCGUCGGCAACUUCAAUGACUCCAUAAUUUCUCGUCUUUUCUCUGACGCCAAGAAGAUUCUUCUCUACAGUCAAAAUGACAAGAACCUGGAGGGGUUCAAGGAGCUCGCUCACGCUCUGCGGAAGCUGCAGGUCAGCCGAUCAGGCUUCAAGUUGAAAAAUUUCCUACGAGACAACGAGACUCUGUCGAGUUUCCUGCAGAGUAACGUCUCCUUCCCUGAACACGACAUCCAACAGAUCAGAGACGCUGACGUCAACCUAGAGACGGUUCUCCUUAGAGGUUUCGGAGUCCACCUCAGGGACAUGUGUCUCAGGAAGGGGGGCAAGCGUAGUCUGGAGGACUUUGUGACGAUCUCGGACCCGCAGGUGUCGAUACUGGUACAGGAAGUCAUCUGUCAGGCGCCACCAGCCUGGCUGGACCUCGCUGAGGACCACUUUCUGAACAACCUGGACUUCCUCAAACCUAUCCAGAGGGAUGUGAGGUCUGACCCAGAGGCCGUCAGACAGGUUUCCAGGGCGACCAACAACCUCCUGGACAGUCUUGGUUCUCUGGCGGUGGAGUUGGCCAGUAUGAAGAGCUGGAUCGAUCUGAGGAAUGAGAUCAUCUUCCUGACGCAGAAUGCCACGUCGUCACCCAGCACCAUGUACCAGGCAGUCUCCAGGAUUGUGUGUGGUCACCCUGAAGGCGGCGGCCUGCAGAUCAAAUCCCUCAACUGGUACGAAGACAGCAACUACAAAGCUCUGUUUGGAAACCACAACAGCAGCGAGGACGAGCCCAUGUCGCUGUACGACAACUCCUCCACUCCGUACUGUAACAGUCUGGUGAAGAACAUGGACUCUAACCCGAUGUCCAGGAUGAUCUGGCAGGCUCUGAAGCCGCUGCUGAUGGGAAAGAUCCUGUACACCCCCCACACCCCCGCCACACAGAAGGUCAUCCACGAGGUGAACCGGACCUUCCAGGAGCUUGGUGUUUUCAGGGACCUUGGAGGAAUGUGGGAGGAGAUGAGACCUAAAGUCUGGAGCUUUAUGGAGAACAGUCAACACAUGGACCUGAUCAGGACUCUGCUGAAAAACAACGUCACCGCAAGAUUAUUUCACGCUCAGCUGGCCCAAACUGACUGGACCGUGUCCGACGUGUCAAACUUCCUGUCCAGGCAGGCAGAUGACCCGCGGCCGCCGGGCAGUGCCCUCACCUGGAGGGAGGUGUUCAACGAGACGGACCAGGCCAUCAUGAGCAUCUCCCGCUUCAUGGAGUGUGUGAACCUGGACAAACUGGAGCCUGUGUCCACAGAGGAGCGACUGGUCAACCAGUCCAUGUUGCUGCUGGAGGACAGGAAGUUCUGGGCAGGAAUCGUUUUCCCAGAUGUCGCCCCCAAUGCCACAGAGCUGCCGCCAAAACUCAACUACAAGAUCCGCAUGGACAUCGAUAACGUAGAGAGGACCAAUAAGAUCAAAGACGCGUGA
Molecule: messenger RNA, 1899 nt
Organism: Paralichthys olivaceus (Japanese flounder)
Lineage: Eukaryota; Metazoa; Chordata; Actinopteri; Pleuronectiformes; Paralichthyidae
Source: RefSeq, a predicted model, not a curated record